CUUCCGCGGCGGCCAUUCCUGUCAUCAUUAUGGGGAAGAAGCAUAAGAAGCACAAGGCGGAGAAAGCCGAAUGGAGGUCCGCGCCCGCCCCGGCCGUCAGUGCCGCUGGGGCCGGCGCCGCUGCCUACGACGAUUAUGUAGAUAAACCUUUGGAAAAGCCGUUGAAAUUGGUACUGAAAGUUGGAGGCAGUGAAGUGACUGAGCUUUCGGGAUCAGGACACGAUUCCAGUUACUACGAUGACAGAUCAGACCAUGAGAGAGAGCGACAUAAAGAAAAGAAGAAGAAAAAGAAGAAGAAAUCUGAUAAAGAGAAAGAAAAGCAUCUUGAUGAUGAGGAGAGACGGAAAAGAAAGGAAGAGAAGAAAAGAAAAAGAGAGAAGGAACUUUGUGACACAGAAGGGGAGACCGAUGAUUUUGAUCCUGGGAAAAAAGUAGAGGUCGAUCCGCCUCCUGAUCGUCCGGUCCGGGCCUGUAGAACUCAGCCUGCAGAAAAUGAGAGUACACCUAUCCAGCAAUUACUGGAACAUUUUCUUCGCCAGUUACAGAGGAAAGAUCCUCAUGGGUUUUUCGCUUUCCCAGUCACGGAUGCCAUUGCUCCUGGUUAUUCCAUGAUAAUAAAGCAUCCCAUGGACUUUGGCACUAUGAAAGAUAAAAUAGCAUCCAACGAAUACAAGUCGGUAACAGAAUUCAAGGCAGACUUUAAACUGAUGUGCGACAACGCAAUGACAUACAACAGACCAGACACUGUGUACUACAAACUGGCCAAGAAGAUCCUCCAUACCGGCUUCAAGAUGAUGAGCAAACAGGCAGCUCUCUUGGGCGACGAAGACAUAACAGUUGAGGAGCCUGUGCCCGAAGUCGUUCCCGUGCAUGUAGAGACUACCAAGAAAUCCAAAAAGCCAAGUAAAGAAGUGAUUAGUUGUAUAUUUGAACCGGAAGGAAAUGCAUGCAGCCUGACAGACAGCACAGCGGAAGAACACGUCCUGGCACUGGUGGAACAUGCGGCAGAUGAAGCUCGGGACAGGAUCAACAGAUGCCUUCCGAACAGCAAGAUUGGGUACUUGAAAAAGAACGGGGAUGGCUCUUUGGUCUUCAGUGUAGUCAAUCCAUCAGACCCAGAAGUGGAAGAGGAGGAAACCCAUCCAGUGGAUCUGAGCUCCUUGUCAAGUAAAUUAUUGCCUGGUUUCACGACCCUAGGCUUUAAAGAUGAAAGAAGGCACAAAGUUACCUUUCUUUCAAGCAACAGUGCAGCGCUUUCGAUGCAAAACCACUCUAUUUUUCAUGACCUAAAAGCAGAUGAAAUGGAACUUCUGUAUUCAGCAUAUGGAGAUGAAACUGGAAUCCAGUGUGCCUUAAGCUUGCAAGAAUUUGUGAGAGAUUCUGGAAGUUACAGCAAAAAAAUAGUGGAUGACCUGCUGGAUCAGAUUACCGGAGGAGAUCAUUCAAAAACAAUUUAUCAACUAAAGCAGAGGAGAAACAUUCCAGUGAAGCCACCAGAUGAAGUCAAAGUUCCACCAGUGCUCAUAAAGGAAGAGCACAAAUUGCGCAAUACUUGCCCCGAUGCUCCCAAGCAAAGUGUGAUUGGAGAACCCUUGGGAGACAGCACUAGUUCUGUUCUGGAUUUUCUGUCUAUGAAGCCAUAUGACGUAUCCCUUGAUAUGUCCAUGCUGAGCUCAUUGGGGAAAGUAAAGAAGGAGCUGGAUCAUGACGACAAUCACUUACACUUGGAUGAAACAACUAAACUACUACAGGAUCUUCAUGAGGCUCAGACAGACAGAGUAGGAUCGAGGCCUUCCUCCAACCUCAGUUCCCUCUCUAACGUCUCUGAAAGAGAUCAGCAUCACCUAGGGAGCCCCUCUCACCUAAGCGUCGGAGAACAGCAAGACCUGGUUCACGACCCCUAUGAAUUUCUGCAGUCUCCGGAACCUGCAAGUGCCAAUAAUAACUAACGUGUCCUGUAUCAUAUUUAUGUUUUAAAACAAACGUUUUUAGUUUUCCAUCAGACAGAAUGCACUUCAGCGUGUCCUCUUUUUGGGUGAGGAUUGUUAUGUAAUAAUGUUUGUUCACUUUUGUAAAUAGUACUCAGGUAGCAAGUAGUAUCAUGGUAAUUGCGCCAUAGCUCACGCAAUACUUUAGGGUUACAGUUGUGUAUAAUAGUUGUAAAGGCACAGAUGCAAAUGACGUAUUUAAGAAACCCUGUCAAAAAUGCUAGCCAGCUGUCUAUCAUGCUGUCAUUAAAAGUUUUGUUCGCGUAGCUCCUUUGGGAGACUAUUUUUCAGGGGCAAUGUAAGUUCCCGACAACUGCCACCUUCCUCUUCUCUUUUCUCUUUCCAGUUGUUUAUUGUUGAGAUGGGCCAGAUUACGUCAUGAACAAAAUCUCAUAAUUUUGUAUGCAAUCACACACACACACAUAUACUGAGGACUUCCUCAUUACCAGAAGUUCAGUCUCUACCAAAUUAUUCAGCUUUUAAGUGUUGUAUAUACAAGUAAAUUGUACCUGUAUAAGGAGGCAAAUGUUUGUGUAGUUUUUAAAUGAAGUAUUUGAAAUUUGAUAUUGAAUGACCUUUUUUACGAUUGAUAUUAUGUGUAUACUAGAAUUAGUUGCUCAUGAACAUUAUUGUAAAUAUUAAUAAAAUGCCAAAUGUA
Eublepharis macularius is the source of this 2646-nucleotide messenger RNA. RefSeq names its product bromodomain containing 9 (gene BRD9). Lineage: Eukaryota; Metazoa; Chordata; Lepidosauria; Squamata; Eublepharidae. The record is from RefSeq and is a predicted model, not a curated record. Gene Ontology annotation, cellular component: nucleus. The transcript has 17 exons. Gene Ontology annotation, biological process: regulation of transcription by RNA polymerase II. The coding region runs from base 30 to 1949 and encodes 639 amino acids.